Molecule: messenger RNA, 780 nt
Organism: Alternaria atra
Lineage: Eukaryota; Fungi; Ascomycota; Dothideomycetes; Pleosporales; Pleosporaceae
Exons: 5
Coding region: 1-780 (259 amino acids)
Biological process (GO): vacuolar acidification
Cellular component (GO): fungal-type vacuole membrane; vacuolar proton-transporting V-type ATPase complex
Molecular function (GO): proton-transporting ATPase activity, rotational mechanism
Source: RefSeq, a predicted model, not a curated record
AUGUCUGGCAGCGGGGCAAGAGAGGCGGUCUUCGCGACACGGCAGUCGCUGGGUCUGAUGAAGAGCAAGCUCAAGGGCGCCCAGAUCGGUCACGACUUGCUGAAGCGAAAGAGUGAAGCCCUAACCAAGCGUUUCCGAGAAAUAACGCGCCGUAUCGAUGAGGCGAAGCGCAAGAUGGGCCGGGUCAUGCAGGUUGCUGCAUUCUCCCUCGCCGAAGUUACCUACGCCGUCGGCGGCGACAUAGGCUACCAGAUCCAAGAAUCCGCAAAGCAAGCACGGUUCCGCGUACGAACGAAACAAGAGAACGUCUCCGGUGUCUUCCUCCCUCAAUUCGAGAGCUUCACCGUCGAGCAGAACAACGACUUCGCCUUGACAGGUCUGGGCAAGGGUGGUCAGCAAGUACAAAGAUGUAGAGAGACGUAUGCAAGAGCUGUGGAGACGUUGGUAGAGCUGGCUAGUCUACAGACUGCCUUUGUUAUAUUGGACGAGGUUAUCAAGGUGGUCAACCGCCGUGUAAACGCCAUCGAGCACGUCAUUAUCCCCCGAACCGAGAACACCAUCAAGUACAUCAACUCUGAGCUCGACGAGCUAGACCGAGAGGAAUUCUACCGCCUGAAGAAAGUAUCCAACAAGAAGCAGAAAGACGCUGCCGAAGAAGAAGCCGCAAGGGUAGCGGCAAAGAAGAAGAACGAGGAGGAGACUGAGAGCGAGGCGAGACAAGAUGCUGCCGAGAGCAAGGAUAUGCUCGGCGACGAGGACAACGAGGACGUCAUCUUUUGA